Molecule: messenger RNA, 3252 nt
Organism: Paramormyrops kingsleyae
Lineage: Eukaryota; Metazoa; Chordata; Actinopteri; Osteoglossiformes; Mormyridae
Source: RefSeq, a predicted model, not a curated record
ACCCGGUUCGCCGUUUGAGGACCAGGCUGGAACAUGGCGCGUAAACUCGAACGCUUCUGUAGUGAAGGAAAGGGCAAUGGUUUGCGUGCUGCCCUGCCGAUAAGAGCAGGAGAACAGAUAUUCACGGCUGAACCGUACGCGCACGUUGUUUCUAAGAAUGGGAUGGGAACUACGUGUGAAUAUUGUUUUUCACGGAGAAAGACUCUAUUGCGGUGCUCUCAGUGCAAGACUGCCUACUACUGCAAUGCAAGUUGCCAGAAAGGAGCCUGGCCAGACCAUAGGAGGGAGUGUAAAUGCCUCCAGAACCUGCUUCCCCACAAGAAAAUCGUCACAGACUCGGUUCGCCUUGUGGCACGGAUCGUCUUCAAAUUGCUGAAGCCCUCGUCCUGCCUGGGGGAGGAGCUGUAUUCUUUAACAGAGCUGGAGUCGCACGUCGCUGACAUGAGUGAGCAGAAGGAGGAGGGCCUUGGGCUCCUCUCUGCCAUGCUGCAGAUCUAUCUGAAAGAGGAAGUGAUUGAUUUCUCUCAUAUGCCGCCUGGCUUGGACCUCCCCAGCCUCUAUGCCAAAGUCACCUGUAACAGUUUCACCAUCAGCGACGGAGAGCUGCAGGAAGUGGGUGUGGGGCUCUACCUCAGCAUGUCCCUGCUGAACCAUGACUGCAGGCCCAACUGUGUGAUGAUCUUUCAAGGAACCAAACUCUGUCUGCAAGCCAUCCAGGACAUCCCAGCCCUUGAGGAGCUCACCAUCAGCUACAUAGACACGCGGAUGCCCAGCGAGGACAGGCAGCGGCAGCUCCGGGAUCAGUACCACUUCCGGUGUCAGUGUCCCUGCUGCGCCUCAGCGGACAAGGACGUGGACAUGCUGGCCGGCGAUAGGGAGGUCUGGAGGACCCAGCAAGAUGCCCUCCCCCGCAUAGAGGAGCUCCAAGACCAGCAGCAGUGGGAGCCCAUGCUGGAGCACUGCCAGGCCCUCGUAGACGGCAACGGUGACGCUGUCCCAGACAGUAACAUAUAUGCGCUCAAGCUACUGGAACUGGCUCAAGACGCCUGCAUCAACUUGGGACAGUGGGAAAAGGCUUUAGUGUACGGCACUAGGACCCUGCAGCCGUACAGGCUUUACUAUCCAUACCUCCACCCAGCCCUGGCAGUUCAGCUGAUGAGGGUUGGAAAACUGCAGCAGUACCUGGGCAGGCUGGAAGAGGCUUAUGGGACCCUACAGCAGGCCUAUGAUGUCAUGAAGGUGACCCACGGCUGUGAGCACAGCCUAACCUGUGAGCUCAGAGGGAUGCUGCAGCAGUGUCAGGCUGAGAUGAGCCAUGCCUAGCGGAGCCGAGCUGAUGGAAUAUUCCGGAUUGGUCUUUCCAGGGUAAUUUCACUGCAGCACUAUGGGCAGCCGACAUGUGAUGUUCUGAGUGUUUUCGAUUAACCGCUAUGACAGCCGAGUGCAUCGAUCAUCGUGACGAGGUUUUAUAUUUCUGAAGACGGGUACCUGAAUGGCCUCAUUUGUCAUAUUCUGUAUUUUUUAGUUGACAAGAACAUUAAAGACGCAAGUACAUCUCUGUGAAAAUCUGCAAUAAAAUAUCUUGUUGUUAUUUUACGAUUAGUCGGGAGUAAAACUAUUGCAGUAAAACUACUGCUUUAUAUUUUUGUCUGUGUAAAUGGCAAAUUUCUACUUGUUAACAGUCUGAAUUCAGAGCAGCUGGACUGUAGGGAGCUGGGGGCUUAAACACCCAUAAAAUGUGGGUCUAAAUAAACUGAACUGGCAGGGUCUCUCUACACAGCUGUCUGCUGAUCUUCUCAGUCUCCGCACAGAAAAACAUUAGCAAUCUGUUUGAAAAGCCCCACCAAGUUUUUUUUUAAACCCCCCCCCCCCCUCCUGGAGAUUGCCUAACGCUUCUCGCCCACCAUGCAGACAGGCCACGUCGCACUGCCGACAGCGGCACAGUGGGCUGUCCUGACCAGUCAGCCGUUUGCAGUCUCGCUCUUUGUCCAGCGCAGGAUGCUGGCCGCCCGUCUGUUUGUCUUACUGAUUCUCUUUAUCUGUCAUCUGUGCAGCAGGAACACGGAGGGAUUAAUAAUGUAUUAAGAGCCAUGAAUCAUCCUUCCCAUCCCUAUUGACCGUCUCUUAAAAAACAAACACAAUGAAGUAGGUCUUUUCGUUACAGAUAGCAUCAUGCUCCACUUCAUUACGCUUUGUUACUGGGCCAAGUCUUUGGGUAGCCUGAUCUCUGUAUGACAAACUCGUUUUCCUUACACACAUCAUGUCUUCUCAAAGCACACCUUUUUUUAACCACAGACUGAUUCAAUUCUUAACCACAAAUCAGUUCAAUUCUUAUUCAUUGUUCUGCAUGUACUGUCUUCUGACUGGAAAAUGAAGGUUGGAUUUGGUUUGGAUGGCUCUCACUUGUUUAUCUUUAAGUCGAGGGUCGUGUAUCUGGCUUUCCUCAUUAUUGCUGGUUUUCAGGGCUCAUUGAGAUGGACUUCAGACGUGAGUUGCUGGAUGAGAGUCAUUAUCUCAAAAUGCAUAGUUUUCGGUCGGGCCCAUCCACUGAGGGGCUACUGUCACAAAAUGGCCUUUUUCAGGUCUCGCUUUGAGGUGGAACCUGGACCUGAACUUUCCACCUCUGCUGAGAGCAGGGCUGUAUGCGGGGGUGGGGCCACAGGAGCCCCAGCUGAAACCUGAUUGGCUCGCGGAGUGCCCCCUUCCCUGUCACACACGGCUUUAAAUUAUGUCAUUGGCUAAGGUUGGCCUCUCCGUAUGAGUUAUGUCCCCUCUUAUGUCCCCACCUUAAAAAAUCUUCGUAUCACCCCUGUGUGAAAGUAGCAUACUCCAUUUAUAUUGUUACUCCAUCCUCUCUUCAGCAAGACAUUUUCCAGAGCACCGACUUCUCAGAUUUUUUUCCUUUUAUUAACAGUCAUGUAGUUCCAAUUAGACCCAUCUCUGCUCAGGUCUUCUCUGGAAGGCAAGCACGCCUGAGAUCUCUCCAGGAGGGCACUAGCUAAUCAAAAUGCCACAGCCCAUACUUUUGCACACUUGGCUCCAUGUCUAGCACAGUGAGGCCUUUCUGCCGGCCAUUUUCCAGUCCACUUUACCCGCCAGUGAUUCGUUUUCUUCCCUUACAAUCAUUCGUUUUUUCAGUAGCAUUUUCAAAGCCUAUUUUCAAUCUAAAAGCAAAUGUAAUGAAGGUGCGAUAGAGGAUCACAUGUAUUGACGAAUCACAAAGACUGAAUUAAACUCGAUUUAAACUUUAAA